Molecule: messenger RNA, 599 nt
Organism: Aspergillus japonicus CBS 114.51
Lineage: Eukaryota; Fungi; Ascomycota; Eurotiomycetes; Eurotiales; Aspergillaceae
Exons: 2
Coding region: 56-256 (66 amino acids)
Biological process (GO): protein secretion
Source: RefSeq, a predicted model, not a curated record
CUCCACCUCCACCACCCACACCACUACAGUCAUUGACACCAACGCAGCGUCUAAAAUGCCUAUCUACCUAAUCUCCAAAGCCGCAGAUCCCAUCUUCGCCUUCGCGAUAGGCACCACCGCCGCCCUCCUGCGCAUCCAGCGCGAACAGCGCGAGAAAUUUCCCGAGCGGGCCAAGGACAUCGGGAUCGGGGGUGUGGUGCAGCUGGGGGCGAGGCGGGUCCAACGCUGGUGGGCGGGCGAUUUCGCAGGGCUGUGAUGCCUCGCAGAGUAGAUGGACAUCUCGUUCUUGUUCGACCCUGUACGCUGCACGGUUCCUGUCCGCCAGGCGUACGGCCCAUGGCCUCGGGACUUUCCCUCUCGUCGGGGAUACAAUUGGUGGCUUGAUGGUGCGGAGGUUUGGGGGUGUUGAGAGGGAAGGCAGCAGCACGCGCUGAUCGGGUUCGGGCUGAGUUGGGAGGCGGGUUUGAAAGUGAUACCUCUGAUGAUGCUAUAUCUAUGGUCAGUCAGACUACUGCCUCUGGUCGAUGCUUUGCACAGUAUAUGAAUGUAUGUGUUUGUGGAUAAUGGCGUGGCGUUGAGGGGAAUGCGGUUGAUUUACA